AUGAAAUCGUUUGCGAUCGGUAGCUUGACCGUGCUGCUGGUUUUCAGCAUCGCCCUCGGUUCCACCAAGGCGGACUCGACCAUCUUUGGUCACGAUCCGGUGCACUAUCAAAUGCCAGCCGCCUCCACGUUCGUGGUGUCCGACUUCUUGCAAUUCCUCCAGACGGCCGUAACCUGCCUCAACAAGCUGCGCAUUCCGGAGGAACGGUUCCCGCUCUAUCUGGCCGGUGUGUUCCCGAACUGCCCAGAGACGCAGUGCUUUGUGCGCUGCCUUUCGGCCAACCUGCAUCUGUACUGCGACGAAACGGGCUCGGACAUCGAUCGCCACUACCUGCAGUACGGCAUGGGACAGGACUACAACUGCUUCCGGCAGAAGGCGGAACAGUGCCUGGCCGCCAACACCUCGCCGUGCAACGACCCGUGUGAGUCCGCGUACAAGCAGGAGCUGUGCUUCCUCGACGAGUUCCGCAAGUACGUCGACACCAACAUGAACUCGCUCAUCGCUGCCGUCGCCGUGGAAAAGGCAGAAAACGGUGUCGUCCACUACAACAUGCUGGCCCGUUGCUAG
Anopheles nili is the source of this 567-nucleotide messenger RNA. RefSeq lists its product as uncharacterized. Gene Ontology annotation, molecular function: odorant binding. Gene Ontology annotation, biological process: sensory perception of smell. Lineage: Eukaryota; Metazoa; Arthropoda; Insecta; Diptera; Culicidae. The transcript has a single exon. The record is from RefSeq and is a predicted model, not a curated record. The coding region runs from base 1 to 567 and encodes 188 amino acids.